Nerophis ophidion (straightnose pipefish) is the source of this 2504-nucleotide messenger RNA. RefSeq names its product myeloid-derived growth factor (gene mydgf). The record is from RefSeq and is a predicted model, not a curated record. The coding region runs from base 77 to 577 and encodes 166 amino acids. The transcript has 6 exons. Gene Ontology annotation, biological process: positive regulation of angiogenesis; positive regulation of endothelial cell proliferation. NCBI's taxonomy places the organism in Eukaryota, Metazoa, Chordata, Actinopteri, Syngnathiformes, Syngnathidae.
AGAGGAAGAGCUCCGAUAUUUACACACACACACACAUUGAAGCUGACAUUCCCACACAAGCAGACAAGAAGGGAAGAUGGCAAAUGCAUUUAUUAACAAUUUAGCAUCUUCUCUUGUCUUUGUGCUGCUGCUGCUGACACAUUUCCCCAGCCAAGCUUUGGGGGAACAAACGAAAACGACAGAGUUUGACGUGAGACCUGGUGGAAUGGUGCACACUUUCACCGAGUACAUCGGAGGAUACGAAUGCACUUUCUCGUUCGCCGCACAAGGAGGAACUAAUGAGAAAUGGUUAAUGAGUGUGGGCCUCAGCGAUGAAGACAAACUGUUGUCAUGCUCUGUGUGGAGGCCUACGGGGACUUCCUACCUGUUUUUCACGCAGUUCAAAAUGGAGUUGAAAGGAACCAAAAUUGAAUAUGCAAACGCCUCGUCUCAGGCGAGGGCAGGACAAAGUGAGGUGGUGCUUAGUGCGGAGGAGUACACCGUAGGAGAGUCUGCAGUGACCCACACGGAGGGAAAGUUCAAGGCCCAGCUGGCCAAGCUGACGGCCAUCGGUCGCACGCGUCACCAAGAGCUGUGAGCCAGCGAGGUCGCGUGACUCGCCGGGAUCUUUUUUCAGGACCAUGUGACUUUUCCGCGGAGCCGAAAAAUCUCUUUUAUUGUCCACCAUUUUUUUUUUUACGGGCUGAGAUUAAGUGAAUCUUACUUAGAAUUAAUAUUUACAGUCCGAGUACUGUAAACCUCGGGGGGGGUUUUACUGGCCACUGCCGUGACAAAAUGUAUGCAAGGACAUUUAUUUUGCUGAGCAUCAAACAUUAAAGGCCUACUGAAAGCCACUACUAGCGACCACGCAGUCUGAUAGUUUAUAUAUCAAUGAUGAAAUAUUAACAUUGCAACACAUGCCAAUACGGCCUUUUUAGUUUACUAAAUUGCAAUUUUAAAUUUCCUGCGGAGUUUCCUGUUGAAAACGUCGCGGAAUGAUGACGCGUGUUUGUGACGUUAUUGGUUGAGCAGACAUUUUUAGCACAGCACCACACACGGCUAAAAGUCGUCUCUUUUCAUCGCAUAAUUACACAGUAUUUUGGACAUCUGUGUUGCUGAAUCUUUUGCAAUUUGUUCAAUAAAUAAUGGAGACAUCAAAGAAGAAAGCUGUUGGUGGAAAGCGGUGUAUUGCAGCUGCCUUUAGCACCGAAACACAGCCGGUGUUUCUUUGUUUGUUGUGAAGCUUUAGCAAACAUGUUUCUCUACAACAUGUCAACCAGCAAGUUUUUGGAUGAGAAAAUUGUGAUAUCAAGUCGGCUCUUACUUGUGCGGAGUUAGCGUCUUCCUGCAGCAGCUGCCAUCUUGGCUAAUCCAUUGGCUUCUCCCAGAGACACUGGCGGUCACCGCAGCCCUCCCACUUUCAGGUAUAAAUGGAUUGUACUUGUAUAGCGCUUUUGUGAAUUAUAUUUAUAUAGCGCUUUUCUCAAGUGACUCAAAGCGCUUUAUAUAGUGAAACCCAAUAUCUAAGUUACAUUUAAACCAGUGUGGGUGGCACUGGGAGCAGGUGGGUAAAGUGUCUUGCCCAAGGACACAACGGCAGUAACUAGGAUGGCACAAGCGGGAAUCGAACCUACAACCCUCAAGUUGCUGCCACGGCCACUCUACCAACCGAGCUAUGCCGCCCCUUCUACCUUCAAGGUACUCAAAGCGCUUUGACACUACUUCCACAUUUACCCAUUCACUCACACACUGAUGGAGGGAGCUGCCAUGCAAGCCGCUAACCAGCACCCAUCAGGAGCAAGGGUGAAGUGUCUUGCUCAGGACACAACGGACGUGACGAGGUUGGUACUAGGUGGGAAUUGAACCAGGGACCCUCGGGUUGCGCACGGCCACUCUGCCACUGCGCCACUGACUUAAUAAUCUCACUAAAACACUAUUAACAAAAUAAACAGAUUAGGGAUUUUCCAGAAUUAUCCUAGUAAAUGUGUCUAAUAACAUCUGAAUCACUCGCCUUUUUUCUUAUUCUAGUGCUUCACUCUAACUUUCCUCAUCCACGAAUCUUUCAUCGUCGCGUUCUCGGUCCGAAUCGCUCUUGCUGCUGGCGGCUAUGAUUAUAAACAAUGUGAGGAGCCCUACAACCUGUGAUGUCACGCGCACAUAGUCUGCUACUUCCGGUACAGGCAAGGCUUUUUUUUUAUUAGCGAACUUUAUCGUCAAUGUUCUCUACUAAAUCCUUUCAGCAAAAAUAUGGCAAUAUGGCGAAAUGAUCAAGUAUGACACAUGGAAUGGACCUGCUAUCCCCGUUUAAAUAAGAAAAUCUCAUUUCAGUAGGCCUUUAAAACCAAGAAAGGAACUAAGUUGCAAUAUGACCAGCUCUGCUCAAACAAGAUGACAUCAUUACCUUCUUUGCUUCGCCCGCUUGAGGAAUCAUUGAGUAUCUCCAGGUGUCCCUCGGGGGUCCCAGCAGGAGGUCAACCACAUCCAGGUGAAAAAAAGGCUGAAAAAGAUAAAACAAUAAUUUUGUA